Messenger RNA from Ordospora colligata OC4, 1167 nucleotides. RefSeq names its product regulatory subunit of ATP-dependent 26S proteasome. Bases 1 to 1167 code for a protein of 388 amino acids. Gene Ontology annotation, biological process: proteasome-mediated ubiquitin-dependent protein catabolic process. Gene Ontology annotation, cellular component: proteasome regulatory particle, base subcomplex. The record is from RefSeq and is a predicted model, not a curated record. The transcript has a single exon. NCBI's taxonomy places the organism in Eukaryota, Fungi, Microsporidia, Ordosporidae. Gene Ontology annotation, molecular function: proteasome-activating activity; ATP hydrolysis activity; ATP binding.
AUGCAUGCAGGCACUUUGCCAGAUGGCACAUUCAUAAGGUACAAACAAAUCGAAAGGAAGCUCAUGAUGCUUGAAAUCAGAGAGGCAUAUGUGCGCAAAGAAAUAGAAACACUUAAGAGAGAAGAGAGUCACAGUAAGGAUGAACUCAACAGAGUGAAGAGUGUGCCACUAAUCAUGGGGCAGUUUCUGGAGCCAAUUGAUGCAAACACAGCAAUAGUUGGCUCUACAGCAGGAAGCAACUUUGUUGUGAAGAUUUUGUCAACUGUCGAUAGGGAAUUGCUAAAGCCAAACACAACGGUUGCGUUACACAGGCAUUCUAGUGCAAUUGUAGAUGUACUUCCUCCAGAGGUGGAUAGCACGAUUCCUGUGCUUGGAGAUGAGGAAAAACCUGAUGUGACAUAUGCAGAUGUGGGAGGACUUGAUGUGCAGAAGCAGGAGAUCAGAGAGACAGUGGAACUUCCAUUAUUGCAGUUUGAUCUCUACAGACAGAUAGGAAUAGAUCCACCGCAAGGUGUAUUGCUGUACGGGCCGCCAGGUACAGGAAAGACAAUGCUUGUGAAAGCGGUUGCGAAUCAUACAAAAGCAACGUUUAUCAGGGUGAAUGGGUCUGAGUUUGUACAGAAAUACCUUGGGGAGGGACCUAGGAUGGUCAGAGAUGUAUUCAGACUUGCAAGGGAAAGAGCGCCAUCAAUAGUUUUUAUUGAUGAGGUUGAUUCGAUUGCAACAAAGAGGUUUGAUGCAUCGACAUCUGCAGAUCGGGAGGUGCAAAGAGUACUGAUUGAGCUACUGAACCAGAUGGACGGGUUUGAUCAGUCAACGAAUGUGAAGGUGAUAAUGGCAACGAACAGGGCAGACACGAUUGAUCCAGCACUUCUAAGACCUGGACGACUUGACAGGAAGAUAGAGUUUCCAUAUCCGGAUAGAAGACAGAAAAGGCUUGUACUGAAUGCAAUUACAUCGAAGAUGAGUAUUGGGGAUGAUGUUGAUAUUGAGAGUCUUGUGCAUCGACCUGAGAGGAUCAGCUGUGCAGACAUAAACUCUGUGUGCCAGGAGGCAGGGAUGCUUGCGGUACGUGGAAGCAGAUAUGUGGUGAUGCAGAAGGACUUUGAGGAAGCAUACUCGAAGGUUGUGGAGAGAGGAGAAGGACAACCUGCAUUCUACAAUUAA